Chlorella variabilis is the source of this 519-nucleotide messenger RNA. RefSeq lists its product as hypothetical. NCBI's taxonomy places the organism in Eukaryota, Viridiplantae, Chlorophyta, Trebouxiophyceae, Chlorellales, Chlorellaceae. The coding region runs from base 1 to 519 and encodes 172 amino acids. The record is from RefSeq and is a predicted model, not a curated record. The transcript is spliced from 3 exons.
AUGCUGACGGCGGCGCCACCAGCGGCGGCACCAGAUGCGCAGAAGCUGGCGGCACUGUCCAGCGCCGCCGACGUCUUCAUCGGCUUCCUGUUUGCGCUGGGCCUGGGUGCCAGCGGCAUGCUCAAGCCCUCCAAGGUCGUAGGCUUCCUGAGCGUGCUAGGUGGCACCUGGGAUCCCUCCCUCAUGUUUGUGAUGGGCGGCGCUCUGCUGGUGGUGCUGCCCACCUUCCAGUGGGCACUGCGCCGCACCAAGGCGCCGCUGUGCAGCACGUGUUACGAGCUGCCCACCAAGAAGAGCCUGGACGCCAACCUUAUCCUAGGCUCGCUGGUCUUUGGCGUCGGCUGGGGCAUCGGCGGCAUCUGCCCGGGCCCCGCACUUGUGGCGCUGGCCUCCCUGCAGCCCCAGGUGGCCCUCUUUGUUGCUGCCAUGCUGCUGGGCAUGCGGCUGGACCACACUGUGGAGGCGGUGGCAUGCAUGGUGAACAACAACAUGAAGGCCGCUCAGAAGCAGGUGUCGUGA